AUGGAGACACCCCAGGAGCCCUCGGGUCCCGCCGUGCUCUCGGUGCUGUCGGAGCGGUUGGAUCUGUACCGGGAGGCCGCCGGGAACGCCCGGGACGCCGGGGACGGGGCGCGGCUGCGGCGGCUCCAGCGCGGCCUGCGGACCCUGGAGCAGAUGUUGCAGUCCGUCCGGAGCGGGAAGAGCAUCGAUGAGGCCGAGAUUCCCCCUCCGGUGGCGCUGGGAAAGGGGGGCAGGGGCCCUGCCCAGGUGCCCCCCGGGCCCCCUGACCCCCCAGCCCAGCCCCCGAGCCCUUCCCUGGCCCCAUCCCCAGCUCCCUGCCCGGCUCCCUGCCUGGAUCCCGACCCCAUCCCGGUGCUCCGGGCGCGGCUCCGGGAGCUGCAGCGGGAAGCGCUGCUGGCCAAGCGCCGGGGGGACACGGCCACCGCCCUGGGCCACUACCGGGCGGCCAAGAGCCUGGAGGCGCAGCUGGAGGCGCAGGGGCAGGACCGUGCCCCGGGUCCAGAGCCAGAGGAACCGAAGGAUCCAGCGCUGAGGGAUCCACCGGAGCCGAGGGAUCCACCGGAGCCGAGGGAUCCACCGGCACCCCCUGCCCCAGGAGCCCCCCCAGCCCCGCGGGACGUGAGGGAGGCUCUGGAGCAGCGCAUGGAGCGGUACCGGGCGGCCGCUGCCCAGGCCAAGGAGAGCGGGGACGGCAGGAAAGUCCGGAUGCACGAGAGGAUUGUGAAGCAAUACCAGACUGCCCUCCGUGCUCUCAGUGCCGGCAAAGCCGUGGAUCUUUCAGAGCUCCCGGUGCCGCCAGGCUUCCCGCCCAUCCAGGGCUCGGAGGUGCCGGCGGAGCCGAGCGUGGCCGGGAUGCUGGAGGCGGCCACGAGGCUGGCGGGGACCCCCCAGGAGGAGGAGGAGGAGGAGGAGGAAAGGGGGAUCCCCGAGGGGCCCAAGCCCGACCCCCGCCCGGCCCCCCCGGGACCCCCCAAACAGCCCCCCCGGAACGCCCCCAGCGGGGGGACCCCGAAUUCCCAACCGGCUCCCAAACCCACCGGGAAAGCCCAGGCCCAGCUGGAAUUCCUGGAGCUCCGCAGGGCCCAGUUCUCGCGGGCCGCGCUCAGGGCCAAGCGCAGGAACGACCUGGGGGCGGCCAAGGAGCUGCUGCGCCGCGCCAAGGGCGUCGAGGGGCUGCUGGGGGCCGCCCGGGGGGGCCUCCCCGUCGACCUGGCGCAGGUCCCAGAGCCCCCCCUGGACGGGACUGAGUUCGAGCUGGGCCCUGGGGGGGUCCCAGUGCCCCCCGAAACCACCAAGACCUUCCUGCAGCUGGCGGGGGCUCUGAGGAAGCAGCACCAGAUGUGUCUCACCUACUCCCGGCAAUUCGCCCACCUUGGGAACAUCUCCGAGACCACCAG
Messenger RNA from Empidonax traillii (willow flycatcher), 1397 nucleotides. RefSeq names its product coiled-coil and C2 domain-containing protein 1A-like. Gene Ontology annotation, molecular function: DNA-binding transcription repressor activity, RNA polymerase II-specific; RNA polymerase II cis-regulatory region sequence-specific DNA binding. The transcript is spliced from 12 exons. Gene Ontology annotation, biological process: regulation of transcription by RNA polymerase II. The annotation marks the transcript as partial. Gene Ontology annotation, cellular component: nucleus. The record is from RefSeq and is a predicted model, not a curated record. NCBI's taxonomy places the organism in Eukaryota, Metazoa, Chordata, Aves, Passeriformes, Tyrannidae.